GAGAAGAGAGACCUUAAAUCUCCACCAAAAGUCACAAUCACAUUCCUGCCUUUUUGAACUCUCAUUCACUCCGCAGACUGCGUGUCGUCAAAACCACCAAAAGUCUCCUGCCUCCCAGCCCUCGAAAGAAAAAUUACUACUACUCCUCAUCCCCGCACUUAAAUAAAAACCCAGUUAACACCAAUUUUAUCAACAAAGUAAGUAAUUCGCACGAUAAAAUUAUACAUAAAAAAACGUGAUUUGUUUCAUUUUAUGAUCGAACAAAAAAAAGUGUCGUGUCGCCGGUGCCGGUAAAAAAUCAGACCUUUUUUCCCUAAAAGUGUACGAAUUUAAGUGAUGGUCAGACAGGCUGAACCACAUUCUUCUUCCUACGGAAAAAAUAAUGGCAACGUCAAAGUCGUAAAGACUUCAAACGCCGGAUUUUCCGUGGAUGGAUAUGUACUAUAUGUAGAUCAGCAAGUAGUGGUUCAUUUCGUUCGGUGAGAAGAUGGCCACAUAAUAAUUCCAGGAAAACUCGGGCCACGACUUUCCCCUGAUUUAUGAAUAUAUCUCUCAUUUCGCCAAAGUAUAAGUGGAUCCCGCCCCCUGCAUGAUUCAUUUAUUUGUCGCGUCGUGUCGCAAAUCAGGGCGGAAGGAAGUGCUGGGAACCCUUGGCAAAUUACGGAUUAUUUGGCUCCCGGCCACCACACAGAAUAUAACCAUCAUCUACUUGAUGCACAAAUAAAUCCUAAUGUAACGAGUUCAUCCCCGCACUUCGUCGCCAAAGGAAUACUUUCAGGACACGUAGGGACACGCUUAAUAAACGGGAUGGAGGAGUCCUCCUACGUGCCUAACUCGUCCAUCCCACCCGCACUGGUCGUCUUUUCGCAGGGAGGCUGUUACGGGGAUGCCAUCAGAAUGCAGAGGCCAUUCGGUGCUCAGUCAUCCGACGCGAAGGACUUGAACCUGUCGUCCUUGUCCCCUUCAUCCUUCGGCCUUCGCCCCAUGGACUCGUACCCUGGCCUCCCCGCGGGCCUGGUCCACCUGCAAAACCCAUUUCUCCACCCCGCCCUCGAAGCCCGUCUCCCCUUCGGCACUGGUGCGGGGGCAUUUCGACCCGUCGUCACCUCGUCGUCCUCCUCCUCCUCGACCGGAGGGGACGACCGCAUCAUCAAAAACCUCCCCUCCGCCUUCUCCACCCCGAGUUUGUCGAAUCGCAGGAAACUGGAGGCAUUAGCGGCCGCCGCGGCGGCAGAAGAGCAGCAACACAACAGCCGGAAUUCUCGCCCUUCCGCCGGCGGCGACAAUUUCGCCCAGGGGGCAAGCGGCAUGGAAAAGUCGUAUCUUUCCAAUGGGAAUAACAACAAUCAUCGCCACCGGUCCUGCUCUCCCGUCAACUGCUCCCCCAACAAUGCGGCCGGGCGGGCAGAGAAGCAUGAAGAUCGCGACGGAGAAGGCGACUACGAGGGACGCGACAACGUCAAUGGCACCCCCAAUUCCGACAUCACCGACAGAUCAACACCGGAUGAGGGCCACAUUUCGUCUAAAAGACGACGACGCCACGGCGAAAUUCCUUGCCCCGUCUGCAAGCUCUCCUUGCACCCCAUGGAUCUAGAGUCUCACCUCCUGAACGAGGUUGAACAGCUCAUCUGCAUCAGCCAAAUCAGGCGACAGGCGCAACUUCACCUCCGCAGCGGAGAACCGUUACCCUGCUCGUCGCGAGAUUCGCCCAGCAACAAAAAAGAGGGGGAAUUGUCGCAGGAUUCGAGAUGGGAUACGUAUCAACGAGUCAGAAAUAAUCGUCAUUCUCGCCUCCGCCUGAAAACUCGGCGGCGUCGCGAGGAGAGCGGAGGCAGUGGGCCGAGCCACCCGCAAGUCAACUUUUCCAUGUGUCGGAUGCAACUGCACGGCUCGAAUGAGCAGUUGUCGGGUCAUUUAGAUGUCAGAAAGAACGGCGAGAUUGAAGAGGACGACGAGCCGGUGGACAUUGAAGGCGACGAGGACAAUGAUUCCAGAGACGCGAAUGAGUACGAGUGGGGCAACAGGAGGAUAUUGAAGUCUAGUCAUAACUCGUCAAUGACCGCGAUAAACAUGACGACCUCGAAGCGACGGGAUGAGGAGAUUGACGUCGACGGGGAUGAGAUCUCGGCGUACGGAUGUCCCCAAUAUUGCGAGGCCGAUAUUCAGGCCGUGUUAAAGAAGUCCCCAUCCCCGUCGAAGGAGCAGGAUGGUGCAAAUCACUCCAAAGAAAACAAGUGCAGGUAUGAUGAGGACUCGUCGGAUGCUGGUGGUGGGCGAGGUGUUGGUCCUGUCAACGAUAAUAUCAACCUCCGCAUGGUCAUUCACGCCUUGAGGACGAGGAUUCGUGAAAUGGAGAAGGAAACGACGACCACGGGUGUCCCCAAUGACGGCACCCAUUGUCACGUUUGCAGCGGAAGCUGUAAGAAACCCGUGGUAUCCAUAUCAUGCUGGCACGUGCAUUGCGAAAAGUGUUGGUUGCGAAGUUUGGGGAGUAAGAAACUUUGCCCUCAAUGCAACAUGAUCACAGCAACGUCGGAUCUCCGGCGGAUCGUGUUAUGACGCCAGUACAAUUUUGAUCCCUAAAUUAAGAUCGCUCCGAAUGGACGAGAUGAAAGAGAAGCUGCUAAAAAUUCUCAACAUGCCUGCUAAUUAAACUACACACACACAAAGAAUAACCACACAAAUCAGCCGCCGAGUCAUCAAUAUUAAUAUUAAUUACUGUCACUAACUAACUAAAUAUUUGAAUGGUUAAGAAUGACGUUGCUAAUUUUUAGAGAAAUGUUUAACACUAAAGAUAAUUGUUUAUCAUGAUUCCCUGCAUGAUAAGCCAAACUAAAAAAUCUUACACAAACAAAACACACAUCCAUCGCCACGUACGUAAUAAAAUCACAAAUAUUAUGAUAAUACUGCAUGAGUGUAAUUUUACCUAGAAGAGUAAUGCACACAAUAAUAAUAUUUCUAUGAAUUCUACAUACAUACAUAAAUAUCUUUAUUGUUGCAUCCUGAAAAAAAAUCAUCAUCUCAUCAAUACUUAUUAUUACCCCGUGUUUCGUGAACUAUUUCAUUUAUAAAAUAAUAAUAAAAUGGAUUAAAAACAAUCUGUUUUGA
Molecule: messenger RNA, 3108 nt
Organism: Folsomia candida
Lineage: Eukaryota; Metazoa; Arthropoda; Collembola; Entomobryomorpha; Isotomidae
Product: E3 ubiquitin-protein ligase RNF220
Exons: 11
Coding region: 808-2559 (583 amino acids)
Biological process (GO): protein ubiquitination
Molecular function (GO): ubiquitin protein ligase activity
Source: RefSeq, a predicted model, not a curated record